Molecule: messenger RNA, 691 nt
Organism: Pelecanus crispus (Dalmatian pelican)
Lineage: Eukaryota; Metazoa; Chordata; Aves; Pelecaniformes; Pelecanidae
Source: RefSeq, a predicted model, not a curated record
AAAGAUGAUGACAUUGAAGAGGGGGAUCUUCCUGAACACAAGAGGCCUCCAGCACCGAUAGAUUUCUCAAAAAUUGAUCCAGGGAAGCCUGAAAGUAUCCUGAAGCUGACAAAAAAGGGGAAGACUUUGAUGAUGUUUGUCACGGUGUCAGGAAAUCCCACAGAAAAGGAGACUGAAGAAAUUACCAGCUUGUGGCAGGGCAGUCUCUUCAAUGCAAACUAUGAUGUGCAAAGGUUUAUUGUUGGCUCAAAUCGUGCCAUCUUUAUGCUACGUGAUGGCGGUUAUGCCUGGGAGAUCAAAGACUUUCUGAUAAAUCAAGAAAGGUGUGCGGAUGUUACUCUGGAAGGUCAGGUUUAUCCUGGCAAAGGAGCAGAAGAAAGUGAGAAAGUGAAAAACAAAACAAAACCUGAAAAAGCAAAGAAGAAAAAAGACGGAGACAAGAAAUCUAAUAACAUCAAAGAGGACAACCGAGCGACCAAACAGAGAGAGGAUCUAUGACGGAUGCGUUAACCAGACUGAAUACUGCUCUGCUGUUCCUUGAAGGGAAACUAAAUUUCCAUACAAUUCCUGGCUUUAUUGGGGGGUGGGGUGGGGGGAGGAAGGAAGCAAGCAGAGAUUACUGAGGUUAAAGGACUUCUGUGUUGAAAUUCACCAGUUUACUUAUUAAUGUUGGCCAUUUGUUUAGUUACAG